Molecule: messenger RNA, 1611 nt
Organism: Branchiostoma belcheri (Belcher's lancelet)
Lineage: Eukaryota; Metazoa; Chordata; Leptocardii; Amphioxiformes; Branchiostomatidae
Exons: 5
Coding region: 1-1611 (536 amino acids)
Biological process (GO): signal transduction
Molecular function (GO): protease binding; death domain binding
Source: RefSeq, a predicted model, not a curated record
AUGCCCCCCCCCACACACAAAAAAAAACAUUUGAUUACCACUGAACCGAGAGUAUUUGUGAUCCAUGCAGGAGAAGAUAAGGAUUCAUUUGUCCGUCCACUGGUCAGCAGCCUUCAGGAGAAAGGGUUGCAGGAAAAAGACAUCUUUUUCGAUGAGGUUGCCAUAAAGCCAGGUGACAUCAUCAGGGACAGAAUAAUGUCCACCUUAUCAAGUGAAAGUUUAGAGCUGGCUGUCAUUGUGGUCAGCGCAUCAUUCCUUAACAAGUCCUACUGGCCAAGGCUAGAGUAUGAAACGUGUCUGAAAAACAACAAGCACAUAUUCCCCAUUUGGGUCGAUGCUAACGAAGAUAACUUUAAGGCGUUUAGUGAGUCUGUCGGAAAGUACUCCCCUACAUUGAAACAGAUGAGUGGCAGGUGUGUACAGAGACAAGAGGUCGCUAAUGAGCUGCCAAACAUCGCCGCUGAGAUCGUACAACGGCUCUCGGCACUGAGACAAGGACAUCACGCCACUCAGCCUCCAGCAAUCCAAAUGCUUCUCUACCCGGGGCCUCCUUCGUCCUCAAGUGAUUCCAGCGACUUAGAACAAGGCACUGGCCGUGUAGAAGAGAAUGUCUGUGGCGCAGGGAACAGUGAAGAACAGUCGGUAGAGAAAACUCUGAAGAAUGAGAAAGCAAAGGAGCUCGAAUUGAUUGAGCAAUUUGGGCGAGUCCAGCUGCGAUUGUUGAAGGAAGCAGAAGGCCUACUCUCGGUAGAAACUAUCGCAGAAAGGACAGGAAAAUUAUUAGACGACCUUUAUCAGAAAAGUUUGCGCGUCCUUGAGGUUAAGAUGGGCUGCGUCAUUGUUUAUCUAGCCCCAAGCAAUCUGUCCACCUUAGAAAGGUUUUGGAGAGACUAUAAGUCAGGGCGACUUAGUCGUCAGUUCACUGACCGUCUUGUCUCUGACGAGAUGCGCGCUGCUGCUGGCCAAAACUUGACGAUGCGUGUUGUCAUGCUGGAGAGACAGCACCGUCAGUGGACAGGAUAUUUCAACACACGAGAUAUCAUGCAGACGGGCCAGCAGCUUCCGAGCUCAACAAUGACAUCUGCAACUCUCCAUGAGCAGCCCUCUGUGAGCCCUACCAUCUCGAAAAGUACAAAGACCAAGUGGUCAUAUAAUGAACCUCGGGUCGUGUACAUUAAAAGGCACACGGACUUGUCCGAUAAACAGGCAAAGGAAAAGAGAGUUGGGGCUCUAAGGGAACAAGUCGAGAGGGAACACAGAAAGGUAGAAGAAGUUGAGAAACGAAGACAGUUACUAGAACAAGAGGAGCAGAAGAAACACAAACACAAAGAGCAACUAAAAAAAUUGCAACAGCAAGCACUCAGCGAGAGAGAAAAGCUGCUAAAAUACCGUUUUGGUGACAAGCACGGUUCACGUUUCUUCGCGUGUACUGACGUAAGUGACAUUCAGCAAAGUGACCACAGCUUACGGAUUGGUGUCUUUGGGCCACCCGGGUCCGGUAAAGGCAGCUUCAUCAACACCUGUGAGCGGGCUUUAAGGCUUACGACAGAGGGUAGGUCUCCUUACUUCAGCACUGGAUGGAAACCAGUGUUUAAGCACGUUUGCUGUUGA